AUGGCAAUCGUCCGUGUAACGCUGUUCAAGGUCCCGUCGAAGGAGAACCAGCAGAAGCUCCUGGACCUCUACCCAACUCUUGCUAAAACGGCUGCCAAGGACAAGAAACCCUACAUCAUCUCCCUCCAAGCAGGUUUGGCACACGAAGACCAACGCUCCCAAGGGUACACAAUAGCCACUACAUUUGAGUUCAAGUCGCUGGACGAUAUGCGGUAUUAUGAUACGGACUGUGAGGCACAUAAGUGGUUGAAGGAGCAGGCGAAGCCUUUGGGACUUGAGGGUCCGCCAUUGACUGUUUAUUAUGAGCCAACUGUUGUUAGCUCGUUGUAA
Molecule: messenger RNA, 330 nt
Organism: Venustampulla echinocandica
Lineage: Eukaryota; Fungi; Ascomycota; Leotiomycetes; Helotiales; Pleuroascaceae
Exons: 2
Coding region: 1-330 (109 amino acids)
Source: RefSeq, a predicted model, not a curated record